Molecule: messenger RNA, 903 nt
Organism: Verticillium dahliae VdLs.17
Lineage: Eukaryota; Fungi; Ascomycota; Sordariomycetes; Glomerellales; Plectosphaerellaceae
Exons: 2
Coding region: 1-903 (300 amino acids)
Source: RefSeq, a predicted model, not a curated record
AUGGCGUCGUCACCGCUCCGCAUCGGCUACGUGCCCGAACACUUCUCCGCGCCCUUGCACUUCGCCCAGCAGCACUAUGGCCUCGAGGCGACACUGGUGCCCUUCCCCUCCGGCACAGGCCACAUGAUCACAGCUCUUCGCGGCGGUGAGAUUGACAUUGGCAUCGGCCUCACUGAAGGCUGGAUUGCGGGCCUCGGCAAGGAGGGCGUCGAGGGCGACGGCGGCUACCGUCUCGUUGGCACCUACGUCGAUACCCCUCUCUGCUGGGCCAUCUCGACAGGGUCCUCCCGCCCCGAAAUCGCCUCCGUCUCCUCCCUCCGAAGCAAGCGCAUCGGCGUCUCCCGCAUCGGCUCGGGCAGCCAGAUCAUGGGCUUCGUCCUCGCCGACCAGCAGGGCUGGCUCGGAUCCGCGGACGCUGCGCCCUUCUCCGACACGGUCAUCCUCAAUACCUUUGCCAACCUCCGAGACGCUGUCAACAAGGGCGACGCCGACUACUUCAUGUGGGAACACUUCACAUCCAAGAAGUACUACGACUCGGGCGAGAUUCGCAGGGUGGGAGAGAUCUACACCCCGUGGAGCAGCUGGAAGAUUGUCGCGUCAACAGCGCUCGCUGCUGAGGGCGCCUUGGACCCGAGGGUGAAGGAUCUGUUCGGAAAGCUCGACAAGGGAAUCGUGCAUUUCAACGAGAACCAGGAGGAGGCUGUGCGGUGGAUCAGCACGAAUCUGGACUACUCCGAGGCUGACGCGAGGGAGUGGCUCAAGACGGUCAAGUUCACGGCGGGUGUUGAGGGCGUCAAGCCCGAGGUGGUGAACAACUGCGUGGAAAUCUUGAGGAAGGCGGGUGUUUUGGCCGAGGGCAAGGGAAGGCAGCCUGAGCAGAUGGUCGUCAGGGAGGCAUCAUGA